Messenger RNA from Triplophysa rosa, 8018 nucleotides. It is a transcript of the gene pcnx1, whose product is annotated as pecanex 1. The transcript is spliced from 35 exons. NCBI's taxonomy places the organism in Eukaryota, Metazoa, Chordata, Actinopteri, Cypriniformes, Nemacheilidae. The record is from RefSeq and is a predicted model, not a curated record. The coding region runs from base 110 to 7060 and encodes 2316 amino acids. Gene Ontology annotation, cellular component: membrane.
ACGCGCAGCGCUGGAGGACCGCAGAGAAGAAGAUGGCUACGGCGGAGCACGAAGGGCCAGCGCCGUGCGUCGUACUCCGUGACGGCUAGACAGGGGACGGGGGGUAAAAAUGGGGUCGCAGACCCUGCAAAUCCUGCGGCAGGGCGUGUGGGCUUCAGUGACGGGCGGAUGGUACUAUGACCCGCACCAGAACACCUUUGUGAACGCGCUGCACCUUUACCUGUGGCUGCUGCUCCUCUGCCUCCCGUUCACGCUCUACAUGGCAUUGCCCCCUACCAUGGUAAUCGUGGGUAUCUACUGUGGCGUGAUAGCCGGUAUGUUCGGACUGCUGAAGGCAGUGAAUUACCGCCUGCACACUGCUCUGGAUGAAGGUGAGGUGGUAGAGCUGCGUGCCAAAGGAAGUGAGCGGCGGGGUCAGGGGGCGGAGCGUCAACGUGAGGGUACCAACACUCGGCAGGAAGACUCAAACGGCCCUGGGGAUCCGGGAGGUGGAAUAGAGAUGUCUGAUUUUCCACGAGAGGAGACGCCACCGGUCGACUGUAGUUCACGAAACUCAUAUGUAGGGAUGGACUCCAGCCAUCAGAUAACAUCCCACGGUGGCCCAGUCACAACAAAACGAGCAGGAGUUGGAAAGAUUCCUGAUGACAUCAGCUUGAGUUUGGCUCCAAGCUGCAGUCAGGACCAAGAUUUGAUGUCAGACCCAAAGAUGUUCUGCCUCGUAUCCAACGACUCUUUCGCCUCCAUGCAGCCAUCAACCUCACUGGCUCAAGACCUCUAUGGCUCCACCCCCCACCCAUUCAGCCAGUCACUAUCCUCAUGCGAUACAGAAAUCACUGCCCAUCUUUCCACCCACUCACAAUCCUUCCGUAAAGAGUCGUCUCGUCCACGCGGAUUGCCUCGCACCUCAAGCUCUGCUGGGUCUGCUUUUCCAGAUCCUUCGAUGCCUGAGUUCAGCCUGUUUCCUCCACCACGCAGAGGAGGACUGGAUCCCGUGUGCGAAAUGGAGGCCUCCAAGUCACACAAGGCGACGGAGAGCUCCGAGCAGCCAGACUCCAGAACUCCUAGCACUUCAGGAACGGUAUGUCACAGUUCGUCUCAGAAAGAGUGCCGCAGGAUAUCACGGUCCGUCUCCCGGGAAGAGGAGUGUCCGGGGGAAGGGGGGUCUGGUCUGUACCAAUCAGGGGCUAUUCAAGGGGGUCGGGCAAGAAAAGGUGGACGGAGUGCCGAAAGUUUGCUGAGUUUAAGCACACGCAGUAGCGGCUCCACCGAGAGCUACUGUAGUGGAACGGACAGGGAUACUAACAGCACCCUGAGCAGCCUACACAGUGAGCAGACCAGCUCUACACACGUGGAGAGCCUGCUGUCACUGUCUGGGGACGAGAAAGUGAUGUCAGGACACGGUGAUCCACGGAACUCUAAUGUGGCCUCUGGGGAGGCUAAUAAAAAUCCCCAUGCCAAUGAACUCGCCACUAAACUGCCCUCCGUUGAUGUCCCCAACUCCUCCAAUUCAGAAGGCCAAAAGGAGGAGGGGACUCAGGAGGCGGGGUCAAGGACUAGCGCAGAUGUCUCUGCUGUCAACACCCACCAGCACAAAGAGGCGGAGCCAGACAAAGUGCGACCCAAAACGGGCAAUCUUAUUCACAGGGCUGCCUCUUCGUCCGGCGCAAGCCGCAGCGGUCGCCGACGGAACGGUAAGCAGCGCGCAAGCAGUUUUGACGCCAGCAGGCACCGGGAAUACAUUUGCGGGCGUGGCCUGGCAAAGCCUCGCUCGGCAGUGUUCGUGAAAGGAGAAGAAGACUCCAGCGACCAGAGUGAACUUAGUUGUGCCUCCAGCCUGCACUCCACCCACCAGCUCAGCACAGACUCCUCAUCCAGCACACCCCACUCAUGCCCCUCUCCCGAGGAUCGCCGCACCACCCUGCGGGCCAAAAUGCACAGUGCGCAAAGCCACAGACAGAAGGAUAAGGAAAAAGAAAGAGAGAAGGAAAAGGGAAAACGCAGAGCUUCACGUCGCACUCCUAGUACGGGCAGCGCUAAAACGCACGCCCGGGUUUUGAGCCUGGACAGCAGCACGACGGCUUGCCUUAAUGACUCCCAUCUUUUGGGGGCGCCAGCGAGUUCCAGACCCCUUACGACCUCCAAGUCAGACUUGGAGGCAAAAGAGGGUGAGGUGUUGGAUGCAGCGUCGCUACUGGGAAGAGCUUCUCAACUUGAGUCAGUGACCCGGUCCAGAAACAGCCUGCCUUGUCCUAUUACCCUGAGUCACACACAAGACCCAGCGACAGGAUCACGUGCAGCUCCAGUAAAUGAUGACACUGUCACUUUCCGCCGCGAGCGAAGUACGUUCCGUCGACAAGCUGUGCGAAGACGGCACAACGCAGGGAGUAACUCCACUCCCCCCGCCUCUCUCAUCGGAUCUCCGCUCAGUCUGCAGGAGGCUCUGAGUCAGGUAUCUCAAGCCUCAGGGUCACAGGUCAGAGGUCAGCCAUCCCGCACGCCGUCUCAGGUGACGGUAUUGAGCACUAGCGCCUCCCUGCUGGUCAGGAAUGGAAGUGCGCAGCUGGAGGGCUGUCCAGAUAAGGCCUCCACUGUGGGUGUGGCCAGCCUGCAGGAUGAUUUUGGGAAGCUGACCCCACCUCUUUAUGAGGUCGGAGAAUGUGACAUGUCCCUGGUGAACUUUGAACCCGCAACCAGGCGAGCCUCCAACAACCUCUGGGAGACAGACUCCCACCUCUCCAGUUCUACCUCAGUUCGUUUUUACCCUCAUGACCUGUUCUCUUUUCCUCAGAUGCGUCUAAAUCGGCUGCUCUCCAUGGACCCAGAGCUGUUGGAACAGCACGAUGUCGAUGGCAGUCCUGACCUGCAGGAGGCUCCGCACUGCACGCAGGACUCCGCCCACAAUCACUCGCACACGCACGCACACAAAACCAAGCAGUACUACCGAUUCUGGCUCUUGCCGCACCUCUGGGUCGGGCUGCACUUUGAUAGACUCACACUACUGGCCCUCUUUGAUAGGAACCGGGAGGUUCUAGAGAACAUGCUCUCCGUGGUUCUGGCGGUUCUCGUGGCCUUUUUGGGUUCAGUGAUGCUAGUCAACGGGUUCUUCACUGACAUUUGGGUCUUUCAGUUUUGCCUUGUUAUUGCCAGCUGCCAGUACUCAUUACUGAAGAGCGUCCAACCUGAUUCUUCCUCCCCCCGACAUGGUCAUAACCGUAUCAUCGCCUACAGCAGGCCAGUCUAUUUCUGUCUCUGCUGUGGGCUGAUCUGGCUGUUGCAUUAUGGGAGUGUAAACAGCAGCACUAGUUCAGUGUCUCUGUAUGGAGUCGCUCUCACCAGCUCCGUCCUACUGUCCCAGGCCCGAGAUCUCCUCAUCGUUUUUACCCUGUGCUUCCCCAUCAUCUUCUUCAUUGGGCUGCUCCCUCAGAUUAACACUUUCGUCAUGUACCUACUUGAGCAACUUGACAUACAUGUCUUUGGAGGAAACGCAUGCACCAGUCUGCUCUCGGCUCUCUAUAGCGUCCUGCGCAGCAUCGUCACUGUAGCGAUGCUCUACGGGUUUUGCUACGGAGCCUUGAAGGACUCGUGGGAUCCUCAGCACAUUCCUGUACUUUUCUCAGUGUUUUGUGGGCUGUUGGUUGCCGUUUCGUACCAUCUCAGUCGCCAGAGCAGCGACCCCUCCGUGCUUAUCUCUUUAGUGCAGUCAAAGGUCUUCCCUAACAUAAAAGAGAAAAAUCCAGAAGAUCCCCUGGCUGAGGUGAAGGAUCCUUUACCUGAGAAACUUCGUAACUCUGUGAACGAGAGACUGCAGUCAGAUAUGAUUGUGUGUGUCGUCAUCGCUGUACUGUAUUUCGCCAUACAUGUGAGCACAGUCUUCAUCGCCUUACAGCCGUUUUUGAGCUAUGUUCUAUAUGGUCUAGUGGGGGCAGUAGGCCUGUUAACUCAUUACCUGUUGCCUCAGAUGAGAAAGCAGUUACCCUGGUACUGUUUCUCGCACCCGCUGCUCAAAACCAGGGAGUACUAUCAGUUUGAAAUCCGGGGUGCAGCCCAUGUCAUGUGGUUUGAGCGUGCUCAUGUGUCGCUGCUGUUUGUGGAGAAGAACAUCCUGUAUCCUCUGGUUGUGCUCAAUGAGCUGAGCGGCAGCGCGCAGGAGCUCGCCAGCCCUCGGAAACUCAACACAGAGUUUGGCGCUCUAAUGAUAACUGUCGCUGGGCUGAAACUGCUCCGUUCUUCCUUCAGCAGUUCAACAUAUCAGUACGUCACUGUCCUCUUUACUGUCCUGUUCUUCACUUUUGAUUACCAGCAGUUCUCUGAGACGUUGCUGCUUGACCUCUUCAUCAUGUCCAUUGUCUUCAGCAAGUUAUGGGAGCUCUUUUAUAAGCUGAAGUUUGUUUAUACGUACAUUGCUCCGUGGCAGAUCACCUGGGGCUCUGCCUUCCACGCCUUCGCCCAACCGUUUGCAGUGCCACAUUCGGCCAUGUUGUUCGUUCAAGCCAUCGUUUCUGCCGUGUUCUCCACUCCAUUGAACCCGUUCCUCGGCAGUGCCAUUUUCAUCAGUUCAUAUGUUAGACCUGUGCGCUUCUGGGAGAGAGAAUACAAUACUAAGCGAGUGGAUCAUUCCAACACCAGACUGGCCUCUCAGCUUGACAGAAACCCAGGUUCAGAUGAUAACAACCUGAACUCAAUCUUCUACGAGCACCUGACGCGUUCCCUGCAGCAUUCUCUGUGUGGUGAUCUUCAGCUGGGCCGCUGGGGAAACUACAGCACUGGAGAUUGCUUCAUCCUGGCAUCUGAUUACCUCAACGCUCUCGUUCACCUCGUCGAGAUUGGCAACGGACUCAUCACCUUCCAGCUCCGAGGACUUGAGUUCAGGGGGACGUACUGUCAGCAGAGAGAAGUAGAGGCGAUAACGGAAGGAGUUGAAGAAGAUGAAAGCUGCUGUUGUUGUGAACCUGGUCAUCUGCCCCACCUGCUGUCAUUUAAUGCUGCCUUCGGCCAGCGCUGGCUGGCAUGGGAGGUUCUGGUCACUAAAUACGCCCUGGAAGGCUACAGCAUCACCGAUAACAGCGCAGCGUCUAUGCUGCAGGUCUUUGAUCUGCGGAGAAUCCUCACCACGUACUACGUCAAGGGCAUCGUUUACUACGUCAUUGCGUCUCCUAAACUGGAGGAGUGGCUGGCGAAUGAAGUCCUUCUCGAAGGUCUGAAGAGCUGCGGAGAGCACAACUAUGUGGACCUGGAUCCGACCUUUAACCCCAACAUUGAUGAGGACUAUGACCACAGACUGGCCGGAAUCUCUAGAGACAGUUUCUGCUCCGUCUACCUACUGUGGAUUCAGUACUGUAAUUCACGGAGAGAGAAGCCACUGGACAGUGAAAAAGACUCUAAGUUGGUUCUGCUUUGUUAUGGUCUGUGCGUUUUGGGAAGGAGAGCCCUAGGAACUGCAUCUCACCAUAUGUCCAGUAAUCUGGAGUCAUUCCUGUACGGGCUGCAUGCCUUGUUUAAGGGAGAUUUCCGGAUCUCAUCCGUAAGAGACGAAUGGAUCUUUACUGACAUGGAACUGCUGAGGAAGGUGGUCGUGCCUGGAAUACGCAUGUCACUCAAACUGCACCAGGAUCAUUUCACAUCACCCGAUGAAUACGAGGAGUCAUCUGUGUUGUUUGAAGCUAUCUCGACCCACGAGCAGACACUUGUGAUCGCUCACGAGGGCGACCCGGCCUGGCGCAGUGCGGUGCUGUCCAACUCUCCCUCUCUGCUCGCCCUCAGACACGUGUUGGAUGAAGGAACUAACGAAUAUAAGAUCAUCAUGCUUAACAGACGCUACCUCAGCUUCAGGGUCAUAAAGGUGAAUAAGGAGUGUGUGCGUGGCUUGUGGGCGGGCCAGCAGCAGGAAUUGGUGUUUUUGCGGAACAGAAACCCGGAGCGCGGAAGCAUCCAGAACGCCAAGCAAGCGCUACGCAACAUGAUCAACUCUUCCUGCGACCAGCCAAUCGGAUACCCCAUCUAUGUGUCACCCCUGACAACCUCUUACUGUAAUACACACCCACAGCUGGGAUACGUACUGGGUGGACCAAUCAGCAUCAGCAACAUAAGAAACUUCAUUGUUAACACUUGGCACAGACUGCGUAAAGGUUGCGGUGCCGGCUGUAACAGUGGUGGGAACGUAGAAGAUUGUGAUGCAGGCGGUCUGUCGUGUGGCAGUGGGAAUUCUGGGACAGGAGCUAGUGAUUCCCAGCACAGCUCAGGACCUACAGCACUACAUGCUUACACACCUCAUUCUUUAGGUAUGAGUCAGAGUUCUCAGUCUGUACAGUCUGGUUUAGUGCGACAGUCACCCGCUCGUGCUUCUGUGGUGAGUCAGUCGUCCUCGUAUCGGCACAGCAGCAGCCGUCAGUCUUCACUCCGCACCUCUGUGACGGGUCUGGAGCCCUGCAGACGAUCCUCCAGCAGCCAGCUGUCUCUCCGCACGCUGCCCACCUCCCUCCAACUCCGCCUGGGCACCAAUGCUUCAGCUGCCUCCGACCCGCCCGGCCCCUCCAGUUCCCUGUCCGCCCACUCCAUCCCUCCCUGUAAAAGACACGCCCACGCGCUCGCAGGCCUGCUGGGAAACGAGGCCUUAGGGCUGGGGACGGACAGCCAUCCUCACCCCCACCAUCAUCUUCACCACAUCCACCAUCAUCAUCACAAUCCGUCGCUGUCCUGUCUGAGGAGGGAUGACAUCUCUUAUAGAGUGCAGAUCGUGGAUGUCAGUCAGGUGUUGGAUGUGAUGAAUCAGUCAAAGAGGAAGGAGCUUGUGUGGCCGGAUGAGAGCAUGAGACUGAGAGCCGGACGGAACUUCUGGAGAGAGUGGUGCCCCCUAGAGGGCAUGGAGGGUCACGUGAGUGCAUCACCCAUUCUACCAUUUCAUAUUAUUUUUCAAAAUAUAUUAUUUUUUUAUCUCAUCUGUAGGUGGUUCAUCGUUGGGUGCCUUGCAGCCGUGACCCGGUUAGUCGAUCUCACAUCGAUAAAACCAUCCUGCUGGUACAGGUGGAAGAUAAACUGGUUCCUAUUGUUGAGACUGGAGUAAUUGAACUGGGGGCAGAGGUGUGAGGACACACAUGCUUUUAAUGUCAGGCCUCCGCACGUGCCGAUGGACAACAAUCCACACUCCUUCUCAGCUGCUGAUCAGGGCGCAGGAAGCCAGGGAAUUGUGCAAAAGGAAAAAAUACACACACACCCUGCAAGAAGCACACUUGCUAAAAUCCGGACAGAAAGCUGCCUUGCUCCGUGUUUCUCGGAUAUGCUGCAUGAGAGAUCAGCUCCUGUAAACUUUUCUCUCUCUCCGUUUCUCCUUUAUGAGCAGCAGUGGUCUCAUUCUGUCUUUAAGUUUCUAUGCAUCUCAUCAGCUGUCUGUAAACACAUGCAAACACGCAGGGAACAUUGAGACAUGCUUGAUACAGUACACACAGAGAAAAACGUUUUUUAUUGCAACUACACUUUAGUUUUAUUUUGUAUUUUCUGCCAAAUUAAGUCAGGGGCAGUGUUGCCCUGGAAAUGCAGUGAGUCAGACUGUGUUUAAUAGCUGCCAAGAUAGACGGAUGAGGAUGGUGAAGAUGAUCCAAUGGGAUCUCAUACAGACCACCUUUAUCCCCGUAUAUUUUGUUAAGGAUACAUUUCAAAACAGAGACAGGUGUUAUGAGAAACUUUAACUUGCACUAUGAGGUGUUUUUUUUUUGUUUUUGAUUUGCAGCUGUGCACUACUCUCUUAGAUCACACAUUAUUUAUUCCUAUGCGGUUUGAAUCGCUAUGGUUACCGAUGCCUUUGGAAUGAUAAAUGCGAAAUCAUAGACACAUUCUAUUUCUGCCAUUUUUUCUUGAGGACGGAGGUGGUUUUUACCACAUGUAGUUAUGUAUGAAUAUAUAUAUAUAUAUAUGUGUGUGUGUGUCUGUAAAAAGAUUUGGCUUUGAAUAUUUAUUAUUGUAUUUACAUUUUGUUAUAUUGUUUUUCAUUUACUGGACAAAUAAAGAUGCAUAAAUAUAAAGAA